AGCGCCCCUGUGCUGACCUUUCCCAAGUCCUCCUGCCGCCGCAGCGCCGCGGAGGAAGAAAGUAGAAACUGCUUCCCCCUCCUCUUCCCCUCUUCUCGCGGGAAUCUCCCCGUCUCCGCCGCGAAACCAUGGAAGCUGCCGCCGGCGCCGGCGCCGGAUUGGCGGAGGCAGCGAACGGCGGGAUCGAGAGCUCGGCCGCCGACCCCUCCACCUCCGGCACCGCCUCGCGGCUCUCCGUCCACCGGAUCGCCGGCGGCGGGAAAGCUGCUGAUAUCAUCUUAUGGAAGCGUGGACGUGUUACAAUUGGUGUUAUAUUUGGCGCUACAAUGGCAUGGUGGCUGUUUGAGAAAUCUGGACUGUCCUUCUUGACAGUUUGCUCUGAUGUACUGCUCAUUUUGAUUGUUGUGCAGUUCAUACGGAUUAAAGUAGCUGGAUUGCUAAAUAAGCAACCUAGGCCACUACCUGAGUUAGUUUUAUCAGAGGAAAUGGUUAGCAAUGCUGCAGCUUCAUUCCGUGUUAAAGUCAACAACAUGCUGAUGAUCGCACAUGACAUUACUCUUGGCAAGGACUUUCGACUCUUUUUCCAGGUUGUGUUGCUCCUAUGGCUGUUAUCUGUUAUUGGAAAUUUCUGCUCGUCUAUUACUCUUGCUUACUUUGGAACCAUUGCUUUGGUCACAAUACCUGCAUUAUACAGUAAGAACCAGGAGCAAGUUGAUAGGUAUGCUGGGAUGGUCCACAGGAACAUAUCAAGGCAUUACAAGAUUGUCGACGAAAAUGUGAUGAGCAGGCUACCAAGAAGCUUUAUCAGAGAUAAAGAGGAUUGAUUUGUUUAGAAGCUGUGAUAGUAGUCAUGCCACUAUAUCCACACCCAAGUGUGUGUGUUUUCUACACUUGUAUUUUUAUGCCGUAGAUUGUGCAAAUUAGGAAUUUAGGGCAAAAGCUGGAGUAUGCUGUAGAUGCCACUGCAAUGUGCUACUAUUCUAACUCUUGAGCAAUAAGGUUCGAAACAAAAAAAAAAUAUUUUGCUUGUCCUAGUGCUUUUUGUCCAUUUCUUCAACAAACUGGAUACAAAAUUGUCCAAAGGUACCCAGUGUUCGUCAUGAAAUGAAAUGAAAAGUUUGAUGUCAAUUGCCAUA
Messenger RNA from Oryza sativa Japonica Group (Japanese rice), 1136 nucleotides. RefSeq names its product reticulon-like protein B16. The record is from RefSeq and is a predicted model, not a curated record. Lineage: Eukaryota; Viridiplantae; Streptophyta; Magnoliopsida; Poales; Poaceae.